UUUCCCCACAAACAAAAACCCCUCCCCUGCCGCCGCCUCCCUCCCCCACCCCUACUGAGAUCACCUUUUCCACCACGCACGCCCUAAAAAUAUUUUCAAAACCUAGGCCAUUCCCGGCGACCGCGGUACCGCCGGCCGUUCGCUUCCCUCGCGCCGCCUAAUCCUCCGCCCGCCACCGCACCGCCCCUCUCGCGCCCGAGUGGGGCGGAGAUCCGCGCCGGGCUUGGGCUGGUCUCUUCGUUCGCUGGUGUUUUUGUUUCAGUAUGUUAAAUCCAGCAGUAAACAGGGUCAUGGUUCAUUCAACAUUUCAGUGAAACCUACAUUUGGUAAAAUAGUUCAUGUAUGCAAAGAUGGAAUCAGAUAUGUUUCUGUACAAGUAAAUGGUAUAAUGAUACUAUGUAUGAAUCAGGAUGGAAUAUUGCCGGAUGACAAGUUGAAAAAUAUGGAAUCUGUUCAAACAAAUGGACAGCUAGGAGAUGAUGAUAUAAUAAUUAUUGACUCUCAAAGUGAUGAAAAUAAAGUUGGAGCUAAAAGUAGCAUAAGAGAAGAUCUCUUUAAGGAGCAUAAGGAGCCUGUAUGCAAAACAAUGGACAAUGAUGUGAAUGAAGAAACAUCCAUUACUGAUGACGAUUCAGAGGCUGACUCAUUCGAAUUCUUUGUCCACGAAUCAGAUAAUGAACAAGCUUUAGGAUCUGAGAAAGACACCGAGGUACCUCUAACUGAGGAAGAAGUUGAAGAAUUGGUUUGUGAAUUUCUUGAAGUUGAGAGCAAAGCAGCUCAAGCGCAAGAGUCACUUGAAAAGGAGUCAUUGGACAAAAUUGAAACUGAAGUAAGAUUGGAGUUAUCUGAGAGGCUUCAAGGAGAAGAGUUAGAAUCAGCUGUCUCAACUGAGAUGGAGCAAUUCCAGGUGCAAUGGGAAAAUGAACUUGAUAAUCUGGAGACCCGUAGUUCUAUUCUGCUGGAGCAACUUGAUGCUGCUGGAAUUGAACUUCCCAGACUCUAUAAGUCAAUUGAAAGUCAAGUUCCAAAUGUUUGUGAAACUGAAGCAUGGAAGAGCAGGGCCCAUUGGGCUGGUUCUAAAGUGCCUGAAGAAGCUAACCAAUCCAUUAAAAAGGCUGAUGAAUACCUCCAGUCUUGCAGACCUGUAAGGAGAAAACAUGGGAGGUUGCUGGAGGAAGGUGCUAGUGGCUUUCUUGCCGGAAAAAUUCCUGUUGGGGAUGGUGAUUCUAUUCAGUGUCAUGAGAGAAGUUGGAGCUCAUUCAAUGAACUUAUUAAAUCUAAGGAGAGUGCUGAAAAUACUUUUGGUAGCAGUAACUGGGCAUCAGUUUAUCUUGCAAGUACCCCCCAGGAAGCUGCAGCAUUGGGUCUCCAGUUUCCUGGAGUUGACGAGGUGGAGGAAAUAUCUGAAGUUGACGGUGUUUUUGAUGAUAUAAAAGGUCUAGAUGAAGUAGAACUUUCUGAGGAACAGAGAAGGAAAUACAGAAAGGUAAAGGAAGAGGAUGAUGCAAAAAUAAUGAAUUGCCUGCAGCGUCGUUUGAAAGGGAAAAGGAUGAGAGGCACUAAGGAGAAUUUUGGUUUGGUCUCAUCAUGCCAUGAGAAGCCUCUAUCAGAAAAUGGUGUUUUGGGUGCUAAAAGUGACCUUCCUUCAUCUAAAAAACUCAAAAUUGAUGAAAACAAACUUUCUAUUGAGGAGCUUUUCCAGAAGAGAUCGGAAACUGUGAUAAUAGAAAGUGAUGAUGAAAUGCAGAUAGAUAGAAAACCAGGGGAAGGUAGCUCAGCUAGAGUUGAAAAGGUGGCUGAUAUCAUUGAUCUUGAUGACCCAUCACAAAGCCCUAAGCUCAGUGAUAAAAGUUUGCCUAAAGCUUUCAAAUGUACCAUUUGCACUGAAAUAUUGAAUGCCUCUGAGGUGCAUCGCCACCCAGUACUGGAUGUUACUGUUUGCGGACCAUGCAGAUUUCUUGUGAUCGAGAAGAAUCGUCUUGAGGAUCCUGUAUCUGGUGGUUAUUGCACUUGGUGUGCACAAAGCGAACUACUUCAAAGUUGUAGUUCUUGUAAGCUGCUUUUCUGUAGAAAUUGUUUGUUGAAGAAUUUAGGUGAAGAAUGCUUAUCGGAAGCUAUAGCCACUGGUUGGCAGUGUUGCUGCUGUGUACCCAGUCAACUGGAAGUUUUAAUUUCUGAAUGUGACAAGGCCCUCAGUGGUGUUGAAUCUUCUGAUUCAGAGAGCAGCGACACACAUCUUUCUGGACCGGAAACCAAUGGUCCUGUUAGCAAGCGAAGAAUGAAGAAAAGGAUUAGAAGAAUUAUGGAUGAUACAGAACUUGGUGAGGAAACUAAGCGCAAAAUUGCAAUGGAGAAGGCAAGGCAAGACCAUUUGAAGUCCAUGCAAGAGCAAUCUGCCGGCAAGUUAAGAAGUGAGAAUGUUGGAACUUCCUUUGGAGCCCCAUCGGAAGUCUCUUUAAAGGAUGCUGGAGAUGGGCAUAUAGUCAACCUUGCCAGAGAGGAAGAUGAGGAACCUGUUAGGAUUCCAAGCAGCAUGUCUUUUAAACUGAAGCCUCAUCAGGUAGAAGGAAUAAGGUUUAUGUGGGAAAAUGUUAUUCAAUCUGUUAAAAAGGUGAAAUCCGGGGAUAAAGGUCUUGGCUGCAUUUUGGCGCAUAAUAUGGGCCUUGGGAAAACCUUUCAGGUUAUUACAUUCCUCUACACUGUUAUGAAAUGUGCUCAAUUGGGUUUGCGCACAGCACUUAUUGUUACCCCUGUUAAUGUUCUUCAUAACUGGAGGAAAGAGUUUAUCAGGUGGCAUCCAGCCGAACUGAAGCCUCUUCGUGUUUUUAUGUUGGAAGAUGUUGCCAGGGUGAAAAGACCAGAUUUACUAACCAAAUGGCGAGUAAAAGGCGGAGUGCUUCUCAUUGGUUAUUCAUCAUUUAGGAGCUUAUCCCUUGGAAAGCAUGUGAAGGACAAAAAUGUCGCAAAUGAAAUUACUUAUGCUUUGCAGUGUGGGCCAGACAUUCUUGUAUGUGAUGAAGCACAUAUGAUAAAGAAUAGGAGGGCUGACAUUACACAGGCUCUGAAACAAGUAAGGACACAGAGAAGAAUUGCGUUAACUGGAUCUCCGUUGCAGAAUAAUUUGAUGGAAUAUUAUUGUAUGGUUGAUUUUGUUAGGGAAGGCUUUCUUGGGAGUAGCCAUGAAUUCCGAAACAGGUUCCAGAACCCCAUUGAAAAUGGGCAGCACACAAAUUCAACAUCAGAUGAUGUAAAGAUCAUGAACCAACGAUCGCACAUUUUGUUUGAACAACUGAAAGGUUUUGUCCAGCGGAUGAGCAUGAAUGUUGUGAAGAAUGAUCUACCACCUAAGAAGGUUUUUGUUAUUACUGUAAAGCUAUCUCAGCUGCAAAGGAAGCUAUACAGAAGAUUCUUGGAUGUUCAUGGUUUCUCAAGUAGUGGUUACUCAGAAAAAUCUCACAGUUCCUUCUUUGCCAAGUACCAAACAUUAGCCCAGGUAUGGAAUCAUCCAGGGCUCCUCCAGAUGUCUAAAGAACAGAGAGGAACUUUGCGUCAUGAGGAUGCUGUUGAGAAUUUUAUGAUGGAUGAGAGUUCAAGUGAUGAUAAUACUGAAAAUUACUUUCCUAAUGGAGAGAAGCAGAAGGAUAGAGCUGACCAGCAGUCCAAAAAAAGCAACUUUGUGAAUGAGGAAAGUAACUGGUGGGAGGAACUUCUAGAUGAGAAUACUUACAUGGAGGCAGAUUACAGUGGCAAAAUGAUUUUGCUCCUUGAUAUCCUGUCAAAAAGUUCUGAAUUGGGCGACAAGGUAUUGGUGUUUAGCCAGAGCUUGACUACCCUGGAUUUAGUGGAGUUUUAUCUGUCAAAAUUGCAAAUUAAAGGAAAAGAAGGCAAACAUUGGAAGCGGGGGAAGGAUUGGUAUAGGCUUGAUGGGAGCACUCCAUCUUCUGAUCGGCAGAAUCUUGUGGAGAUGUUUAACGACCCUGAAAAUGCAAGAGUGAAAUGCACGUUGAUAUCAACUCGUGCUGGAUCUCUGGGCAUUAACCUUCAUGCUGCAAAUCGUGUGGUUCUUUUGGAUGGAUCCUGGAAUCCAACACACGAUCUGCAAGCCAUUUAUCGAGUUUGGAGGUAUGGCCAGACCAAACCUGUAUAUGCUUACCGCCUAAUGGCACAUCGAACAAUGGAAGAGAAAAUAUAUAAGCGACAGGUGACGAAGGAAGGCCUCGCAGCAAGGGUGGUGGACAGACAGCAAGUUUCAAGAACCAUCUCCAAAGAAGAGAUGUUGCAUCUUUUUGAAUUUGGUGAAGAGGAAUUAAUGGAACAGAAUGAGAACGGUUCUACCAUGACUGAGAAGCCAUUCACUUCCAACACCAGUGGAACUUCUGAACCUGUACCUGUCGACAGACUCAUGCUGAACCUACUCAGUGAACAAACUGGGUGGAUUGCUGGUUACCAUGAACAUGAAGCUCUCCUCCAAGAAAAUGAAGAGGAAAGGCUUACAAAGGAGGAACAAGACAUGGCCUUGUCAGAGUGGGAGGCUUUGAGGAAAGGUGUACGUGAUCCCGAGAGAAAAUCAAACAUGACUGCGGUUCCAGCAGAUCCCAACGUUGUGCGGUCAGUCAAGGCUGCUUCAAGAAGCCGGCAACCGCAGCAACCUAAGGUUAACUCCAACAACCAAAAGAAGUGCAACAACUUAACCCACAUGCUAACUCUAAGAAGCGAGGGCACGAAAGCAGGGUGCACAAUAACCUGUAAUGAAUGUGGCCAGGAGAUUUGUUGGGAGACUCUAAAUAGAGACAGAACGAGAUGAUGCUGGACGGCCCUGGUCUACGUGGCAUUUCAGCAACAUAUUCUUUUGGUUCUUUUGUAAAUGCUAACUUCGGGUAGUGCGUAUACAUUGCGUAUGCAGGAGUCCUAUUGUAUAGAAAAAAGUAGAGGACGAGAAAUUAGCUUUUGUGGUCCACAAGGUAGACCGCGUCACUUACAAAUGAACUUUCACAUGAUUGGUGAAACAUAGUUUUGGCAACAUACCGUUGUGGACUUAACUUUCAUUCUUAAUUCAUUCUCCACUUAUGUUCAGCACUCUUCACUAUUAACUGAGCGGUGGUGUCUGUCUGCAUAA
Molecule: messenger RNA, 5116 nt
Organism: Setaria italica (foxtail millet)
Lineage: Eukaryota; Viridiplantae; Streptophyta; Magnoliopsida; Poales; Poaceae
Product: protein CHROMATIN REMODELING 20
Exons: 27
Coding region: 389-4804 (1471 amino acids)
Cellular component (GO): nucleus
Molecular function (GO): ATP-dependent chromatin remodeler activity; ATP binding; ATP hydrolysis activity
Source: RefSeq, a predicted model, not a curated record